Pecten maximus is the source of this 5302-nucleotide messenger RNA. RefSeq lists its product as uncharacterized. The record is from RefSeq and is a predicted model, not a curated record. Lineage: Eukaryota; Metazoa; Mollusca; Bivalvia; Pectinida; Pectinidae. The transcript has 12 exons. The coding region runs from base 185 to 2029 and encodes 614 amino acids.
GGUUUUGUACUGUUAUCACUUCUGUAGGUAAAGCUAACACGUGUUAUAACAAAUAACUGUAUACUGAUUGGUUAGACAAGACUAUCAUGUUCUUUGUGAUGAUAUUCACUUCCUUGUUCGGUGCUGUGUGUGUAGACCAUUUUUUUGGAGUCUUUGUACAGUUGGAGCGCACUGGGUAUUCUGAAUGGACAAGCCUUAUUCUAUACUAAGAGGAGUAUCGUAUGCUAAUAGCCACAGACAACUACAUCACGCGUCCUCCUCGGAUAUGGCAACCAUGAUACCAACCUUAGAAGCCAGAUUGGCUGACCAACGUCUCCAGCAAUUUAGCGGGGCAGCAACAGGUGGUUCACCAAUCGAGAUGAACGAGAGAGACAGGGGACCGAUAUUGUCAGACGAUACCCCACCUCCAAAGGAAGAAGAGGGAAUGUCCUGUCGGAGAGUGUGUUCAUUUGUAGUUAUCAUACCAAUGAUUUUUGGAGUUAUCGCCCUUGUCGUCAUUGGGAUUAUAUAUUUACCUGAGCCGACCAACCCGCCACCCACACAAAUUCCAGAAACUAUGCCAUUUUGUCUUGGAUCCAUCUCCCCGAAUUCUACCUCUUCCGCACAGUCCGACUGCCCACGUCUAGCAGCGAGUGUCGCCCUUGACGUGUCUAAAGUAAUGAUAUACUCUCCCGGAAAUCUGACAGUGGUCAAUUCGUCCCUCUCUCUGUCCGGAAUCACCAACACCACUGUGGCCGGGCUGUGGACUAUCAACUGGUCGGAUACUACAGGGAAACUGAUCGUUUCACCAAUUCAAACGGCUUUGACUUGUAACAUGGAAGGAACAUAUUUAUUUCAGUACCUUAGCCGUUCGGACGACCUAAAAUACUACCAGCAGUUAUCUCUUACUUAUUUGGGUAAUCUAGCGGAUGUACAGAUAACCGCACAACCAUAUUUGGAAGGAAAUGGUGCCAGCAAAUCCAUAUAUCUCCGUUGUUCAAUGAGAACCGGAUGUCAUCACGGAGUUAUUGUCCCGGAACUUAAUAAAGGAACCGAUACGUUGUUUAUUGAGGACGCGUCGUGCAGCUAUAAGUUCAAUAACUCCAUUGGAGGUGAGGUCACUUGUACGACGAUUAUUGACGAAGACGUGUGGGUCUCCAAAGAUGAAGUUGUAUGUGCCUUGAAGCCAGAAGACGGAGUGCACAAACAAGUCCAAGCAGGGAGAAUUAUAACUAGUGAUGUAGACCUCACAAAUUAUUGCAGUGCGGUUUCAUUCACGAUCGGCGAGUCUGGGCAUAUCAACUGUCGGAAGAUAACAGACGGAAAUAUUGACAUCGUGCUGUCGAGGAAAGGACACUAUUUUGGUGACUGGACAAAACUGGUUACUAUUUCUGGAGAGGGAAGCGGCAAAGCUCUCGAUGACCGCCUGACAUUCAGUGCAGUUAAAUCUGCGGACAUUAUUGAUAUCAAUAUCACGAUAUCAGAGGUUCACUGCGGUGAUAAAGGACAGCUAGCCCUGAACUACUCCGACGGCUCGAGUACUAAUAUAGAUAUUGAUGUUAGUCCCAAGUCAGGUGUUAUUUCACAAAAUUGUCCAGCAUCAGUGACUGCCCAACUCCAUGCCGCCAACAACCUCCAACUAGUCUGCUCCUGGUGUCCCGGUCAUAAGGUCGAUGAGGUUAUUGUGAAUCACACGAAGACGACCGAGGGCGUUACAUCAGAAUUACAGCCAUUCCCAAUCUCCUUCUAUUUGGAUCAACUACAAGUAUACAAAACACAGAACCUGACAAUACAAUUUACUCAGGAGUAUGGUGUAAUGAGAGUGGUUAUAAACCGACUUAAAGGAGUUGGAUGUAAAUAUGGAGACGACUACACCGUCACCCUCCGCUCACCUGAAGGAUCAUCUACCAGGAAUAUACGUGUUAACAUCACAGUUCCCGAAAGUUUGUAUACAUAUACCUUUACCAACCCCCCUGUGAUUGCCAACCAGGAUUUAGAAAUUGAGUUCAAGGGAUUCAUAGGCUGUGCUGUUACGUCAUUAACUGCCUAGAAGAACGGUAUUUCACUUCUGGCAGACUCCGUUAAGACCGCGGAUGAGGAUAUCAAGGCUGCCCUUGCUUUCAAGAUCGUGUGGUCGUAUAAUCCUGUAGAGUCCUCUAUGAACAACAGGAUUAUCAAUGCGUCCGUUUCCUUUACCCCGCUGGGAGAGACAUCACCCAGGGAAUAUGAUGUGAGACAGAGACUAAUUGUGCUCCCAGAUAAUAUUUGUACUAACUCUCCAUUGUGUAACGUGCAACACCCGUCUGAUCCGAACCUGUAUGUCUCGUGUUCCGCUGCUUCCACCGUAGCGGCUGUAGCUAAAUGUCCUGCCGGCCUCAGUAUUACAUUUUCAGAUUCAGACACUUGCUUCGGACAAUGCUUAUAAGAUAGCUCAGCUAUUUCUAUUGUCAUCAAGGUCGCAAUGGACGCUGUAUCAACUUCUCUGGUGUCAGCUUACCUAUAUCCAAGGUUAAAGAAAAUGAUUUGUAUUGGAAACGUCACACAGAAAGACCAAAGUAUUCCUCUAUUAAUACGAUGUGAAACUCGUGUGAAUUUGACGUCUUGUUGAAGAAGUAUGAAAGGUUUUGUAUAAUGUAUAUGUGUGAUAUAUGUUAUUUGAUCGUGUUAAUUACUGCACAUUCCCCGUCGUUGUAGUUUCUUUUUAGAAAUAAAUAUUUAGAAAGCAUAUUAUCUACGUAAAGUAGUAUGUAAAGAUUGUAGUCAUGGCAUGAAAGGGGGGUGGGGUGGGUUCGGACAAUUUACGUUGGAGGUAAAGUAUGUUUUGUAUCUAAAUCACUUCAAAAAACAUAUCAGGAUGAAGGGAAAACCUAGACAAAUGUACUUGUAUCUUUCGUAUAUUUGACAAAAGGUUCAUACACUGUAAACAUAUAGGAAAAACAUAGAAUGACAUUUUUUUACAACCACAUUAUUUUCUAGGUAGUUUUUGUGAAUAUUUUAAUUGUAUUUCAAAUACUUGUACUCAAUCACAUUAGGAUGGCGGAAGAGUCUUUAUGUUGAUACAGUAUUUGCAGAGUCCGUUUAGGAAAAUUGCAUAUUAUAGCUAGAUUAAGUUCACAUUUGAUAAUUCAUUCUGACAUUAUAAAUCCAUCACAAAAGAUUUAUUUAAAUGAAAUUUAACUAAAACUUAAUAUCAUACAAUUUCUGUAGUAUUUAUGAAUAUGUACUAAUACUAACUAGUAUUUAAAUGUGUUAGUGAUUUGUUUAUACUUAGUUAAAUAGAGCAGUCAAUUUUGUGGACGCACUGUGUUAUAUCGGAUUCAUUAUGUCGCAUAUAAUAGCACAAUAUAUUCAAUAGUUUGUGUAUGUAUAUUUAUAUAUAUAACAUUGUCUCAUUUUUAUAUAUUUCACCAUAAAUAUAUAGCAUUGCCUCAUUUUUAUAUGAUAUUUCGCCAUAAAUAUAUAUAGCAUUGCCUCAUUUUUACAUAAUAUUUAAUCAUAGAUACAUACUUAACUUUGCCUCAUUUUUAUAUAUUUCACCAUAAAUAUAUGUAGCAUUGUCUUAUUCAUAUAGUAUUUUACCACGAAUAUAUAUCGCGUUACCUCAUUUUCAUAUAUUUCACCAUAAAUAUAUAUAGCAUUGCCUCAUUUUUAUAUAAUAUUUAAUCAUAGAUAUAUAUAGCAUUGUCUUAUUCAUGUAAUAUUUCACCAUAAAUAUAUAUAGCAUUGCCUCAUUUUUAUAUAAUAUUUCACCAGAUUGUCUUUCACUUAUGACAGGUUGUAGCUUAUAAUAUCCUAUUUAUGCAAGCACAUGUACAGUUGUGCACGCUGCUAUAUAUUUAUAAUUUCGUUUUUGUUGAAUAGAAGGUGAGCGCGAUAAACAAGACAGAACUACUGGUAUUAACAUGAAGACAACUUUUGUACUAUCAAUAGACUGAAGAUUACAUUUUGAUGUUAUUUUACAGACUGUAUUAGCCCUUUACUGCGUUGUUACCGGUAGAAACUGCACUGUGUUGAAUGUCCACUCCCCCACUGCUUAAUGUGUCCACACCCAAACAGUAUGAUGUACCACAGCGUCAAUCAUCCUGGUGGGGCGAUUUUUCGCGAAUCCCGUAUGAUGUACCUUUUUUUUAGAUCCCUCGUUGGUCGGAUAGACCAUAGCUGUCGUGCAGACAUGGUCAUGUGGUUUCAGUGUUUCCGUUGGAGGGGUCACUACUCUUUGUCAAAAACUUCCGAUCUAAGGAAUAGUCAAUGAAAAAUGACAUUCGAAAUUUUGAUACUUGCUUGUCACACGAAUCAUUAAAGUUUAAGUAAAUUAGUAAUUGUUUGUUUGUUGUACUUACAAUGAAACAAACGCGAAUAAAUACCAGCAAAAAAAGCCAAAUUAACAUAUUAAUACACCGUUCAUGACUUCCGGUUGGUGUGUGUCGUCUGCUACAAAUUGUCCUAUUCUCUUUGUACUUGUGCGUUUGGUAGGACGUUGAUAAUAUUGGUCAUAAAUGAUCUGUGGUAAAGUCAAAAUUAGAUAAUUCAGUUUAAUAUGGUAUAUUGGUAUUAAGAGUUAGUAAUCAACUAAUCAUGUCAUGGGUCUGAAGCGAGAUUCAUUACAUUGUAUACACGUACGUACUAGGCUAGCUAGUGCAACAGUGUGGGUUUGUUAGAGUGCGGGAACCUGCCUUAUCACCUCGAAAAACAUUAAUUUCAAUUUGGAACACUGUCCCUGAAUAACAUUCCGGGCUAACUGCUACUGGUGUCAAGAUACGUUAACUCGUGUACGAUGUAACUAAAUUGAACCAAGGCUACAACUGCACAGUGUAUACGUAUGAAACUUGUCAUACAGCGACAUUAAUAAUAGAUAUAAUUAUUGAUAAACUAUUUGUCAAUUUACGAAAUCGGUGAAUCGCUAAUAUUGUAUUUAUUUAAUUAUGUAUUAUUGAUCGGAUAAUAUGUAGAGUAUAAUGUAAUGAAACAACUACAUAUACAUGUAUUUUGGUGAAGUUUGCUAGGUACAUUCAUUUGAACCACAUGGAAAGCAUGCCGUCCAAUUCAAAUAACAGCAACAAUUUAUGAAAUUGACAUGUGCUUAUAAAGAUUAAUCACUAGGAUAUAAAUACUGCAUUAUUUAUUGUCAAUUUAAUGCAAAAAGGCAAUUGUGAAGCAAAGCAUAUUUGGAACUGCUUGAAUAUUAUAUACAUCUAUAUAAAUUGCCAAGGCUGUAUUGGAUUUUUGAUCUUUUAAGGAUAAUUAGUAUAUGUAAGUAAUGAAUAAUAAUCCGUUUUGAUGCAUCUCCCUUUUAAUCAAUAUAUCAAUAAAUAAUGUUGUUGAA